UAGCGUGUCCAAUGAGCGUCGCCCUCUGGCCUCGGUGCGGCGCGCACUGAGCCAAUCGGCAGCGACAGUGGGCGGGUGCGGGAGAGGCGCGCGGUGCGGCGGGGGCGGAGCGGACGCUGCGGCAGGAGGAAAGAUGGCGGACGAGGAGAAGCUGCCUCCCGGCUGGGAGAAACGCAUGAGCCGGAGCUCAGGCCGGGUGUACUACUUCAACCACAUCACCAACGCCAGCCAGUGGGAGCGGCCCAGUGGUAACAGCAGCAGCGGAGGCAAGAAUGGGCAGGGCGAGCCUAGCAGAGUCCGCUGCUCACACCUGCUGGUCAAACACAGCCAGUCCCGGCGACCCUCUUCUUGGAGGCAGGAGAAGAUCACGCGAACCAAGGAGGAGGCUCUGGAGCUGAUCAAUGGCUACAUCCAGAAGAUCAAGUCUGGAGAGGAGGACUUUGAGUCUCUGGCCUCACAGUUCAGCGACUGCAGUUCAGCCAAGGCCAGGGGAGACCUGGGUGCCUUCAGCAGAGGCCAGAUGCAGAAGCCGUUUGAAGACGCCUCAUUUGCACUGCGGACAGGGGAGAUGAGCGGGCCUGUGUUCACGGACUCCGGCAUCCACAUCAUCCUGCGCACCGAGUGA
This is a messenger RNA of Elephantulus edwardii (Cape elephant shrew), 625 nucleotides long. It is a transcript of the gene PIN1, whose product is annotated as peptidylprolyl cis/trans isomerase, NIMA-interacting 1. The coding region runs from base 134 to 625 and encodes 163 amino acids. The record is from RefSeq and is a predicted model, not a curated record. Gene Ontology annotation, cellular component: nucleus; cytosol. Gene Ontology annotation, molecular function: peptidyl-prolyl cis-trans isomerase activity; protein binding. Lineage: Eukaryota; Metazoa; Chordata; Mammalia; Macroscelidea; Macroscelididae. The transcript is spliced from 4 exons.